AUAAUUAACCUUAUCAUCACACUAAUCGUCAACUCUCUAUUAUCAACCAUCAUCGUUUUAAUCGCCUUCUGACUACCCCAACUCUACUUGUAUAUAGAAAAAUCUAGCCCAUAUGAAUGCGGGUUCGACCCAUUGGGUUCAGCCCGACUACCCUUCUCACUAAAAUUCUUCCUAAUCGCCAUUACGUUUCUACUCUUUGAUUUAGAAAUUGCCCUCUUAUUACCACUUCCAUGAGCUGUUCAACUAUCAAACCCCAAUACAAUAUUAAUCCUAUCAUAUGGCCUAAUCCUACUUUUAACAGCAGGAUUAGCUUACGAAUGACUACAAAAAGGCCUUGAAUGAACUGAAUAG
Molecule: messenger RNA, 351 nt
Organism: Vombatus ursinus (common wombat)
Lineage: Eukaryota; Metazoa; Chordata; Mammalia; Diprotodontia; Vombatidae
Source: the annotation of a RefSeq genome assembly